AUGAGCGCUAUUCCUCCUCGUCUAAUAAGCUGGCUUCGGGAACACUAUCCAUCUCCUCAAGUGGAUCCCGAGUGGCUCGACGCUUGUUAUAACUGGGUCAUAACAGAACACGAGCUCGAUCCUGCCACCCACAUGGCAUCCAUUAUUCAGAACGUCGAGGCGCAACUGCUCCAAUCCGAUCUAUGCGAUUCCAUGUGUCACGGAACGGGGAUUCCGUUGUCCCUCCUUACAGCAGUAUCGGGGACUCUUCGCGGGCCCGUGCUGGUCGAAAUCGUCGCGAUCACCGAGGUCGGAGCCAGCGCCCUGGCGCUGGAUCAGGUCCGCGUGGUUAGAGAUGAACGGCUUGCAGCCGGGGAAAUUGAAGGAGACGACGAAGUGGAUUUAGAAGUUGACGGAGAAGGCGCUGUGCCUAAUUAUCCGCGUAGUAUGCUCAGAUUUGAGCUGAGUGAUGGUGCUUCGAAGGUGUCUGCCUUUGAGUAUCGACCUCUGCCUGAGCUGAACCUUGGAGUCACACCACUGGGAUAUAAAGGAAAGUUAAUAUUGAAGAAUGUUCUGAUGAGACGAGGAAUGGCCUUUCUUGAACCGUCUUGUGUCGAGUUCAAGGGGCAGAAGACUGAGGAUCGUGAAGUCCAGCAGUCUACAGACUUCGCCCGUGAAUUGAGGCACAGAUUAGGAAACCUGGAGCCCCAACCUGAAGUGUCUCAAGCACCAGCACCCCAGGAAAUGCGAUCUCCACUUCGCGAGAUAUCGCAGCCACCUUCGCCUCCGGCUGCUGGCUUGCAUAAUCAUUCGGACGACGAAGAACAGCCCAGAAGGCGGCGAGUACCCGGUCCGCCCCCGUCAGUUUCGUCGUCCUCGACUAUCGUUACUUCUCCGUACUUCCCCUCUAGCGGAAGUGCUGCAGGCGCUGUCCCCGCCGCAAGCCCUAGAAUGGGUCUUGCUCUCUCCCCGACUCGCAGCGCGCCCAUCGAAAUUGACAUCUCGGACGACGAGGACAGUCAAAUCUACCUUUAG
Molecule: messenger RNA, 1014 nt
Organism: Mycena citricolor
Lineage: Eukaryota; Fungi; Basidiomycota; Agaricomycetes; Agaricales; Mycenaceae
Source: the annotation of a GenBank genome assembly